This is a messenger RNA of Pygocentrus nattereri (red-bellied piranha), 3221 nucleotides long. RefSeq names its product regulation of nuclear pre-mRNA domain containing 1B (gene rprd1b). The transcript is spliced from 8 exons. The record is from RefSeq and is a predicted model, not a curated record. Gene Ontology annotation, biological process: mRNA 3'-end processing. Bases 438 to 1451 code for a protein of 337 amino acids. Gene Ontology annotation, molecular function: RNA polymerase II complex binding. Lineage: Eukaryota; Metazoa; Chordata; Actinopteri; Characiformes; Serrasalmidae. Gene Ontology annotation, cellular component: RNA polymerase II, holoenzyme.
GGCGUUAAGGCGCGACGGGGGCUGUGUGUGUUUGUUUACUGCCAGGCGUCCGUUCAGAGAAAGUUCUGGACUAAAAUGCGGAUUCCUGCAGAAUAGCGAGCGGAGGAGCAAGCGCCACCAAUCGGCCGCGUGAACAAACCGCUCACGCCGCCUUUACAGCGACUUUACUGGGGAUUUCGGACUGAGCGCGUGGCCGUUUGAGGAGCUGGAGAAGACUUCGCCCCCCGCUUAGCUUAGCUUAGCUUAGCUUAGCGCAGCCCGGGCUGCCCUAAUCCUCGCUUAGCGUAGCGUAGCUUAGCAUAGCCUCGCUGGUGGGACCGCUGGUGUCGCUGCUUAAAAGCUCUCUGACGACGAGAUGUGUUAACUUCGCGGAAGAGGAAACCAGGAAGAGCCAGAAGCCUCUCGAGACGUUUUCCGUGGACCUGAGAUUCGGGAUCAUGUCGUCCUUUUCCGAGUCCGCCCUGGAGAAGAAGCUGUCCGAGCUCAGCAACUCUCAGCAGAGCGUUCAGACUCUGUCUCUGUGGAUCAUUCACCACCGCAAACACUCGGGCUCCAUCGUGAGGGUUUGGCACCGAGAGCUGAAGAAAGGUAGGUCCAGAGCCAAAAGCAGCCGGAAGCUGACCUUCCUUUACCUCGCCAACGAUGUGAUUCAGAACAGUAAGAAGAAGGGACCCGAGUUCACGCGGGAUUUUGAGGGAGUCCUCGUCGAUGCCUGCUCCCACGUAGCAAGAGAGACCGAUGACAGCUGUAAGAAGCACAUGGAGAGGCUGCUGAAUAUCUGGCAGGAGCGUAAUUUGUACCGCGCAGACUUCAUCCAGCAGCUCAAACUAGCCAUCGAAGACUCCAACAGCCCGAGACAAAGAAAUACAGCAGAUGAGAAAAAAGGCUUGAAAAGAAGUUUCCAGAAGAUUCAAGAAGAAGAGGAGGAAGAAGAUGAUGACGAUGAUUACAGAACUCACUAUUCUCCCCGUGAAACAGAAGCAGGUGGCCCACAGCUGACGGAGGAGCUGGUGAAGGCCCUGCAGGAUCUGGAGAACGCUGCGUCCGGAGACGCUGCUGUCCGCCAAAAAAUCGCCUCACUCCCUCAGGAAGUGCAGGAUGUCUCCCUCCUAGAGAAGAUCACAGAUAAGGAGGCAGCAGACAAACUGUCUAAGACGGUGGACGAAGCGUGUCUGCUGCUGGCAGAAUAUAACGGGCGGCUGGCGGCGGAGCUGGAGGACCGCAGGCAGCUGGCCCGCAUGCUAACGGAGUACAUUCACACCCAGAAAGAGGCGCUUAGUGAAAGGGAGAAAAAACUUGAGGAGUACAAACAGAAGCUGGCGCGAGUAACGCAGGUGAGGAAGGAACUAAAGUCUCACAUCCAGAGCCUGCCGGACCUCUCUCUGCUGCCCAAUGUGACCGGAGGACUGGCCCCACUCCCUUCUGCAGGAGAUCUGUUCUCCACUGACUGAUCCACGUACAUACAAACAGGCAAACACAGGAUCCCUUCUUUUUCUCUAGCUUUCUCUCUUUUUCUCUAACCUCUCUGUCGGCCUCCGUUCAUUUCUAUCGUCUCCAUCACAUCCAGAACUUCCAUUACUGGAAGCUGCCGCGGAGCACAAAACCAACUGGACUGUGGUUCGACCAUCACCAGCCUACCAGCCCAGAUCUAGCCAAUCCCCAACCCCUGUCUUUUCGUUUGGUUUUUAGAAGGAAACUCUGGCCACUGACUUUUUGCUUUAGCUGUGGAGUUUCACCGAGAGCAAACAUGCUAUUUGCUGGUCCUGCUUUUGUAUGCGACUCUGCUGUGACAGUAGCAGCAUUUCAUGCUGUUGUACCAUUAUUAGGGUUUAGGUUUUAUUGCUUUAAAGUGUCAUUUUGCUUUGUUUGCUGAUUAAUUCUUCCAUUGGGUGUGGCCUGCGUAUGGAGAGAUACUUUGAAGGCUUUUUUUUUUCCAGUUUGUCACUCACUCACAUAAGCUGUGUACCUGAAAUAAAGCCCAUUUGGGUUUACUUAUUGUAAACGAUAUUGUAUUUAUCGUUUUGUGCUGCCUGAAAACUAUGGCUAAGUGAGCAGCAGUGGAGUACAUAUUUCAAAUAAGGUCGUCAUGUCAGAUGAUCUUUUCCUCCUUUAGCAUUUUUUUAGGGGAGGGACUUACUAAGACUGGGCGUUAUACUGUGAGAAUAUUGUUAUUCUGAAUCUGAUUAGUAUUAAAAUACAGUUUACAGCGGUGAGUUUAAAACCUAGUUUGGUUGCUUGUUUGUUUUGCUGCAGUAACAAUGUUUUACUAAAUUAAUUAGGAAUUUUGCUCAUGUUCCCAGCCCUCGGAUACUGAAUCCAUAGAGCGGUUUGUUUUGUUGUCUAGUACUGCGUCCAGGAAAAGCAGAACUACGGUAUGUUUUUUGUCUCCAAACAUGAUCUUUAAGAUCUGUCUCAACCAUCCAUCCAUUAAGCUAUUGACUGCAUAUUGUUUAAAAAACUGUCUCUGAGCUGCUGAUGUUUGAGUCAGAACAGUGACGAGAAGGCGGCUUGGCUCAAAACGGAGUGCGCCAAUCAGGGUGAAGCUUUCACAGCUCAAUGUGCAGACCACCCUCCUGGACUGGUGUGAAUUCAGUCAAACUCCAGGAUUUCCGUAAUCAAAUAUCCUUGGUCCUGUUCCUGGUUGUGCCAGAGAAACUGACAUUAUGAUGCCUAUCGUCAUGCAGAGUCUGCUGUUAAAUGAGACGUACAGAAAUAGACUCUGUCUGAACUCCUCGUGACACAAACUCUGGAUGGAUGUCUCCAAAAUGUCCUCUUUUGUAAGAUUCAACUGAUGUUGGUUUUCAGUAGAUUUUCACAUUUCACUCUCAAGACUGAAAAAGCAAAGCCAUUGACUUCACAGACAAACCUUGUACCCUACAGACUCCCCCAUUAUGACAGUGUACAACAACCAGAGUAACUGACAAUCAGCUUUCUUUGGUUUUUCACUUUUUACAGGCAAGUGUGCUACAAAACUGGAUACUGGGCAUAGCAAGAUAAAGAUAACGCAUCUGGGUUAUUUUCAAGGUGACAUUAGGUCUGUCUUAAGUCCAGCUUUGUAGUACACAGUAUCAACAUUUCAGCAUUCCUUGCCAUAGCGGCAUUAGAAUGUUUUUGCCUUCUUUAAUAGCAUAAAUAAGACUUUGUCCCUGCUGAUCCUUUUCUUUAUUAGCAUUUUCUUUUUCCCACAGAAUGAAGCCAAUAAACUGAAAUGGUGAAUUCCA